Messenger RNA from Saprolegnia parasitica CBS 223.65, 449 nucleotides. RefSeq lists its product as hypothetical. The coding region runs from base 1 to 393 and encodes 130 amino acids. Lineage: Eukaryota; Oomycota; Saprolegniomycetes; Saprolegniales; Saprolegniaceae. The transcript is spliced from 3 exons. The record is from RefSeq and is a predicted model, not a curated record.
AUGAGCAGCGGGUCCGCGCUGCAGCGCUCAAGGGCACAGAAGCCGGACUCAGAAGACCUUGCGGGCCACAUCUACACGGAUGUCGACAUCGACUCAUCUACGAUUAAGCUCCUUUCCAAGAGCCAAAACGUUUCGAAGUUUCCGACAUUGGCGCUCACGCACUUCCACAUUUGCUCGGGCGACCCGAAUGCACAUCACGCCGUGGGCGAGCCUGUCGGACAAGACGUCGCGGCGCGCUUGCGCGAUCCCGGGUCGGAUCGGAUAGCGGUUUGCGCCUCGCGCAACGCCUUGCGGUUCAUGCUCAACGAAAAGCAGGUCGCGUGGCUCUACCUCUUGGAGGAGUGGGUCAUCGAGCGGCACGUCAUGGUGUUGCGCGUCAGUGGUUCACAUUAACUUACCACCUGAACCCGGACCUGGUUCCCGACGUCACCAAUGUUGGACUGUCAAUC